Molecule: messenger RNA, 1032 nt
Organism: Aegilops tauschii subsp. strangulata
Lineage: Eukaryota; Viridiplantae; Streptophyta; Magnoliopsida; Poales; Poaceae
Source: RefSeq, a predicted model, not a curated record
AUGUCCCUGCAAGUCGAUGUGCUCGUGUCCUCGGCUGGGUCCGUUGCUGCCUUCGCCAGCAGCACUGCUGCAUACCUGUCUUCCGCCCGCGCCGCUGCGCCUUGCAUCCGCGUAGGCCUCUGUGCUCAUCAGCAACCACGCGCCCAGCCCCGAGCUGCUGCCUGCGGCAGCGCACCACCGCUCGCGGCCGUCGUCGGCUCCCCGUGCUGGCGCUGCUCCUCGCCGCCGUGCUCGCUCCGGUGCCGGACCGCGUCCCAGCAGCUGCUGCCGCUGCCGCACCUGCCUGUUGCUUCACCCGUCUCCGCACCAGCGCCGACCCUGGUCCUCCGCCUCCCGCGCUGCUCUGCCGGGCUCCGGAGCCACUGGCCGGCUGGUCCCCUCCGCCUCGCGGUCGCCUCCGCCUGCGCCCAGCCCUCGCGUCGUCAUGCUGCUCCGCCCCGCGCGCGCGGCCCCGCAUCGGCCGUCUCCGCAUCGCCCGUGCGCCCGCUAGGCCUGGGCCGGCUGUGGCUCCAAUCCUCGCCUCGGCAUCGCGCAUGCACGCGCGACCGACUCCUCCAGCUUCCACCACACCGUCCGCCUCGUCCCCGUGGCGUCUGGCCGCAUGGGUUCCGCUCCGCCUCACGCGCGCCCGCAGUCGGUCGCUCCGCCUCGCGCGCACCCGCAGUCGGCCGCGCCGGCCUCGCCUGCAUCCGCGGCGCCUCGCCCGCGUUCGCGGCUCCGCGCGCCGCGCCUCCCGGCCGGCUUCCACCAAGUCCGCGCGCCCCACGCCGCGCCCGCCUCCCGCGCCGAGUUCGGCCCCCUACCGCGUCGCCCGGCUCCACCAGCUUCACCCUGGCCGCAUCCGGCGCCGCUGGCCGGCUCCCGGCCACCUCCGCUGCCGGCCUCCGCGCCCCCGGCUGCUGCUGUGCCGCCUCCGCCGUCUGGCCUGCACCGGCUGUUCGGCUGCCCCCAGACUCCGCGCUGGCUACCGCCGCAUCCCGUCCGCCAGAUGGGCGCGCCAGCCGGCCCUCCGCGUCACCGGCUCGCUGCUAG